Molecule: messenger RNA, 1247 nt
Organism: Theileria parva strain Muguga
Lineage: Eukaryota; Apicomplexa; Aconoidasida; Piroplasmida; Theileriidae
Exons: 1
Coding region: 193-1227 (344 amino acids)
Source: RefSeq, a predicted model, not a curated record
GUUUAUUUAUUUUUGUGAAUGACAUGUAGAAAAUUAAAUUUAUAAAAUUUUAAUCCCUGUAUCAUAUUCUCAUUUGACUAAUUUUAGGUUUAAUUCAUUUUCCAUUUUGUAUUAUAGAAUCCUUUAAAUUUUAAACCUCCUGUACAUUACACUUUUGAAUAAAAACCGUUUUAAACAUGAAAGCAAUUUAUUAUGAAAGAAACUGGCGUUUGUGAGGUUUGCGGAACCAGGUUUGGGUUUAUUUACUGGAGAAGGUUCUGCGCCAAAUGCAAACGGACUUGUUGCAAGGACUGCCUCAAUUCGGUGGUAAAAGGCAGUGUAUCUGAUUCGCCUGAUUUUGAUAGGCUUAAAUUAUGCUCAGAUUGUAUUGUUGCCGAGUCUACUACCCAGUCGAUUUCAAUCCACGAGGACCUUGAGAUGACAGGGCAAAUCAACUCUUCCUUGAAACUUGAAUUGAAACAGAAAAUAAUGGCUUUGGAGAAGUUUAGGUGCUUUUUGCUUCAAAUCGCAUCAACUUUCGGACCUAAUUCAGAUUUACUCCCCAAUUCUGAUUUAUGUAACACCAGUACACUGCAUACCACAGAUUCACCUACUAGUUCAGAUUUACACACAAUUAGCGACAGAAUACAACAUUCUGAUUUAAAUACACCUUUUGAUACUAUAAACAACACAGAUUUGAGUUCGAACAAUUAUUUUUCAAUUAACUCAGGUCGACAUACAACAAGUGACACCUUUGUCAGUUGCGAUAGGCUUAGUACCAUUCCUAGUAUAGAAAACGGGUUAGAUAAUGAUUACUAUGACAUUGGCGAGCUCGUAAAUAAAUGCCAGGACGAAUUUGAAGGCAUGCGAGAGAAGAUCAGAGCCAUGAGGAGGAGAUAUGAGAGUUCAAUAAUAAAUGAGGAGAUAAUGAAGAUUGAAAUGGACCGCGUAAGCAAGGAACUUGAGCUGGUUUCAAGCGAGCGUGAUUCUCUCCGUUCUUCCGUUUCUCGGUUGAAGGUUCUCACCUGUGAUAUGGAAGACUUGAAACAACAAUAUGAAGACGUUUUGAACGAGCGUGAAAUGCUUUUGGCCAGGUGUAAAAAGCUUGAACUUCUCCUUCACACCCCUAACAUCACCCUCAGUAACAUUUCAAGAAGCCUUGAAAGUCCCAUUGUUAGACGUGACGUUAACAGGAAUCGAUUCUGGUUAUCCUCCCCUUUCUGUCCUCGCUUCUACUCUAACCCUUAAUUUUUUAAUAAAUAUUUUUA